AUGAGCGACGCCAACGGUACCAGCACGAGCCGCGAAGUCAAGGCCGAGGGCCACGACUCCGACGAUGGCAGAACAGGGGAGGGAAAGACGACGUAUAAGUCGUGGAAGAAGAAGUACCGCAAGAUGCGCAUCACAUUUGACCAGAAGAUGCACGACUGCGAGGGGCUGCAUCGUCAGGAGUCUCACGCGCUUGCUACUGCCAAACGUAUCGCCAUCGAGAACGAUCGCAUACUCGACCUGCUGCUGGACAUGAAUGCCUCGGCUCAAAUACCCUACGACAAACGCUUCCACCUUGCGCAGGAACCCCCCGAAGAUUCCCCAUUUUCCCCUCUUGACGUCGACAAAGAGCCGAGUUCCGAUGGACCGACAAAGUCGUUGAAGACGCUGCUCAACGAGGUGCCGCACUACACCUACUCCCAGGCAAAGGAGCAAUAUCCCACCGUGGUUGCCGACAUGGAGCCUUUCUCCGGCGAGCCCCAUCCUCCGUCUUUCCUGACGCCUGAAGACAUCGAUGACUAUAUGCACGAUGUCGACAGACGUGUCGACCCUGACAACCUUCUUCCGACGCUGGCGCCCGCCGCCCGGACGAACGCCCCCCUUCCGGAGACCAACCCCCACGCGCUCUCCCAGAGCAUCGCUAUGAAGAACCCUACGAGCGUGUACAACUGGCUGCGUAAGCACGCGCCCAAGACAUUCCUGCAAGAUGCCGAAAAUGCUGCUACCGCCGUCGACGACGAGACUGUCGAGGCCCCCCCGACCGACGGCCGUAAGCGACGUGGCGGCGCACACAGGGGUGAAUCGACUCGUGGCGGCCGGUCCCGAGGUGGUAAGCGUGCCUCCCUCGCAGCCGUGCGGGCCGAGAAAGCCGCGCAGAGGGCCGCUGAGAAGGCGGCGGCGGCUGCCGAACGGGCAGCCGCUCUGCGGCGGGACGCCGACAGCUACGACCAGAGCAUGGAUGACGAGGCGGACUCGGAUGGCCCCAGCUUCGCGACGCCGGCCACGGGUCGCGGCAAGAGAAAGCGCGCCGGCAGAGACGAUGACGAGGGGUACCGGCCCCGGGGCUCGAGCAGCCGACCUACCAAGAAGAAGCGUAAGAGCGAGGGCGCUGACAUCGGGACCCCUACGGUGACCAAGCGAGGCCGCAAGAGCGAGGCCGCGCGCGACAGGGAUGACUAG
Messenger RNA from Colletotrichum graminicola M1.001, 1176 nucleotides. RefSeq lists its product as uncharacterized. Gene Ontology annotation, cellular component: nucleus; Ino80 complex. The record is from RefSeq and is a predicted model, not a curated record. Gene Ontology annotation, biological process: chromatin remodeling. NCBI's taxonomy places the organism in Eukaryota, Fungi, Ascomycota, Sordariomycetes, Glomerellales, Glomerellaceae. Bases 1 to 1176 code for a protein of 391 amino acids. The transcript has 2 exons.